This is a messenger RNA of Prunus armeniaca (apricot), 648 nucleotides long. The record is from the annotation of a GenBank genome assembly. Lineage: Eukaryota; Viridiplantae; Streptophyta; Magnoliopsida; Rosales; Rosaceae.
AUGACUUCUUUUACACACUUCAAAGGGGAUUCCGAUCUCGAGAGCCAUCUGAAGCACUUCAAAAGUGUUAUGAUUCUCUAUAAGGCUGAAGAUGUGCUGAUAUGCAAGCUUCAAGGAGCUAGCUUUCGUCUUCACCAUGGAGUAUACUUCUUAUCGGACGAUAAAAAAGAACUCUACUACCUAUUCAACCUAUGCAAGAAGCAUGACAAGUCCCUCCGAGACUACAUCAAAAGGUUCAAGACGGAGAAAGCCAACAUUGUGGGAUGUGAUGACCUGUAUCGCGAGCUAACUAUUGCUCCCAGCCAAACACUGAUAGAGACAGGUCAGAGAGGUGAUAAGCCUAGCAAUCAGAAUUGUGGAGGAAAGCGCAAGGCACCAUCCCAAGGUGGUGCACCGGGAGAUGAAGGCUAUACAAAGUUCACUAUCCCAAUACAUCAAAUCUUAGCUCAAGUGAAAGACAAGCCCUGGCUGAGGAGACCACCAACUUUGAAUAGAGAUCAUGACAAAAGAAGUAUCAACAAGUAUUGCGCUUUCCAUGGAACACAUGGGCAUGACACAGCUAACUAUCGAUCUUGGAAGAUGCACCUCGAAGAGCUCGUAAAAGAAGGCCACUACACAGAGUUUAUGGCAAAGAAGGCCAUCCAGUAG